Messenger RNA from Colletotrichum destructivum, 9789 nucleotides. Its product is annotated as Putative P-loop containing nucleoside triphosphate hydrolase. Gene Ontology annotation, molecular function: cysteine-type deubiquitinase activity; K63-linked polyubiquitin modification-dependent protein binding. Gene Ontology annotation, cellular component: cytoplasm; nucleus. The transcript is spliced from 10 exons. Lineage: Eukaryota; Fungi; Ascomycota; Sordariomycetes; Glomerellales; Glomerellaceae. The record is from RefSeq and is a predicted model, not a curated record. Gene Ontology annotation, biological process: protein deubiquitination involved in ubiquitin-dependent protein catabolic process. The coding region runs from base 1 to 9789 and encodes 3262 amino acids.
AUGAGUGCGCCCUUGGAUUCCCCAGCGGCCAUUCAUGGCGCGCUGUACAAUCACCUGGUGCUGCCCGCGAAACUCCCCCAGCAUCGGGACCUCGAUCAGCAGAUUCCUCUCGUCGAGAAGACUCUCUGCCGACGGAUGGCCGUCGCCGCCAGAAUCAUGUCGGCCCUGCCGGACAACACCAAUACCUGUCGCGAAACCUGGGAAACCGUCCGCCAGACCGUAGUCGCGUGUCAGCGGCUUUACCAAGGUGGUCGCAUCGACAAGGUCAGCUUGCUACGCGAGCUCCAGCAGCUGGGUCCGUCCGGCUUCAUCGUGUUGCACAUCGAAACCCAGAAUGCCGGUCUCAUUAUUCGAAGAACCCAAGAUCCCGUUUUCAACGACAGUGUUGUCUUCGAGGCAUUCGAAGCCUCUGCCAAGAACGAGAGUGUCCUCGCAGCCAAAGGUGCCCUGAUCUGGGACUUUCCCGGCAUCGCUGUCGCUAUCCCAUACACCACCUUCAAUGACCAAGACUUCCAGCUGGGGCUCGCCAACUUCAUCGAACAGGCAUCCCUUGAAACUGUCAAGGACUUCGCUGCCUACGCGUUCAAGGCUGGCACUACCGUCUUCGAGUAUCGUAACACCGGCGACCCUUCCAUCAUCUCCUCCCUCCUCAUGGCCAUUCUGGAAGAGAAUGGUCGAAGAGUCGCCCCUGUCUUGUUGCGGAAGCGGGUUCGCGACGAUGUCUGCUGGAACCGCGCCAAGAAGCCCUGGCGCCGGCUGCCUUACUACCUCGUCCUUCGCGUCGCCAUUCAGAGGUAUCUCACCAUCGCCCUCGACCACGAACAAGGCCGAUCGGAGUACAAAUUCUUCAUCUCCGUCCUCCUGGCAACCUUUCUCGAUGACAGUCCCACCCACCACAUCGGCAUGGAGCAAACUCACUUUCUCAAGAAGAAGAUCUGUCGUCGCCUGGUCAAGCUUGACUUGGACAAAGACCGCUGUCGAGACCAAGACGCUGUUGCGCGUUAUAAUCAUCUCUUCAACUCUCUUGGCCCCAAGUUUGACAAAUCCAUCAGCAGAUGCUCGGUUCUCCUCGAGCACGCCCUUAAACAAGAAAGAUUGGCACUGGUGAAGCACAUCCCCGUCCUUCCAAGAAAGGCUUGUGAGCAGGACCUUAUCCUCAGCUUGCGAGUCAGCAAUGGAUAUAUCAAGAAUGCCAUCCAGAGCUUUAGAUUCCCCAAGAACAAGCGCUAUCAACUACUCCCGAACGAAGGUCCUGCUGAGGCCGCCAAGGACCACCUCAGUCAAUAUGCUCGCAACUACCAUAAGUUGAUCGACAAGGAGAUGAAACUGAUCGCAUCCGUGCCCAAAACCUGCUCUGAAGUAUCGCGCCAAAUCUUCGACUAUGUCCAGACUGCUCUCCCGAUGUACGAAGACAAUCCGGAGCAGAAGAGCCUGAUGCUGUUGACCGUCAUGGAGCUUUGGAAGAAGAUGGAUUCUAUUGCCUGCGAAUCUUUCCCUCUUUUGUCAGAGUUCCACCCGGUAUUCCACCCCCAGAUGCUCGACGUUCUACUCUUCCCUCAGUUCUCAGACAUGGCACGUCUUGCAUCGCUUCAGACCUUUUUGUCGUAUCGCAUUACGAGGGCUGAUACUGUUCAACGAAACAUUUUUGAAGAUCCAUCCGCUGGUUGCUUCGCUGAACGAUACUACAGGGAAUCUCCUGACGCUCCCAGCUUGAAAUUCAUUCACGAUUCUAUUGUUACGUUUGCAAACGAGAUGCGGGAACGCAAAGAGGCGGAGUGGAAGAGAAAGACUCGCGAGUAUGAUGAGCUCAUCAGCCGAAUCGACACCAGUACUUGCAUGUACAUUGUCGACGAGGAUAACAUUCACGGACGCGAACGGCACGACCCUAACUGCCACCGUUGCUCAAUGAUGUGGAACGCCCAGAGCAUGCGCAUCUCCAUCUUCGAAGAGCCGCUGCCGGUAGACCCGAUUGUCGCCAGAUCCAUUGUCUUCGAGUUGGCCUGCCCGCAAGAAUUCGCCAUCUAUCGGGACACGACCUGGUGGCUUCUUCGACACCUGGCUACUCACUUCAACGAUGAGGGGGCCAAUCCACGAUGUUUUCUGAGAGACUACGUGCAGUUGAAGACGUUUUCCAAACAGAGCCACGGAAAGGUCGGUCUCGCUUCCACGACCAAGCCUUUUCAAACAACUCACUACAUCUCCGUACCUUUUCCAGUCGAGUGGGAUGGCGGACGAGACGGCGUGUGCAGACCAAACGCGCUGAAGCUCGGCUACUUCGACGAACGCACCUCGACAUGGCCCGGACGAACCAGGUUCCGACCCUCUUUCGCUCAUCACACUGCCUUGGUCUUGCCGAACAAUUCUCCUUGGAAGAAAGUCCUGGAAACCAAAGCCUGUGCCCUUGACGGACCGGGGCCUUCCUCGUACGAGAUCAUGGCCAGUCAGUCCAGUUGCCCUGCCGGAAUCAACAACCACGAGUACCUGGCCAUGCAGACCCUCAUGACGGGAAAGAAACAGCGCUGGAUUGUGCUGCUUGCGGAACUCGGCUCGACAAACUUGAAUUUCUCGAGCGAAGUCACCCUGCUAGUCGUGUCUCAUCUGGCCCUUCAGAGUGGACCGCGGGACGAAAAGGGAGAUGUUCUCCGCACAAUUCACAACGUCUUCCGGGAUGAUCACUUCUGCGACCGCUUCGUCGACCAGUUAUGCGCGAGGCUCGAGAGUCUACAAGCAAACUGGAGAGAGACAUACCUGAUGGAUGUGGUCAUUACGCUUCUUCUGCGAACGCAUGCGCUUACAGCUACCAACCGGGACGUCUCGUCCAAGGCUUUCGAAGCUAUCUUACGAGCUCGCAAGAUUUGCGUCCGUUGGGUUGAGAUGCUUCGGGCAGAAACCUUCAAAGCGAGUGACGUUGAGAUGUCGCGCCGAUGCCAGCAAUACGCCCUCUGGGCAGCGAUUCUCUGCAAGAGAACGUUCGUCAUUCACGCCAACCAGUCUGCCCAUCUAGAUGACACGGCGCUCCAGGCAUACAUUGAGUGCUGCAUCACUCUCCAGGACAACCUGGUAGUUGAGGUUGGAGCGCUCCCUCAAGUUCUUCGACAUGCAGUAAUCUCUGACAUGAAGCUUUCCUACCGCUUGUCAUCGCUGGUUCGGAAGUCCAUUGUAAGCUCUUCGGAUACUUUCAGAAAGGCAAUCAUGGCCGUAUGGCCUGAAGCAGAUGGUCGCUCUCGACAGAUCUCAGCCCUCCGUGCGGAUAAAGAUGCCUGGGUCGUGUGCGAGUCCCACGGUCACGAUGGCUGGAAUGCGUCAAUCCAAGUAGUACAGUACAACUGUUCUACGGGGCUGCUUCUCGUCGACAGCCGCCCUCUUGGAAAACUCCCAAAGCCGCCCGAACACACCGCCGUUCUCUCUGAGCUCUUUGGAGACCAAGCUCUGCUGACACGUCCUUCCGACAUGCCAGGCAUGGACUAUACCUUGACCGUGAAGCCCAAAGGUUACCGAAUCGAUGUCGGCUACGAUUCUGGCUCCAUCGUCAUCCGCGCCAUCAAGGGUCAACAGUGGCUGCAAUUUAUCCAGAGAAAUGUGUUCCGCUCUGAGACCUCCUGGGAUUUUCCUGGUCCCCUUCUUGACGGUUGUUUGCACUGGCUGGAUCUUCGCACUGGCAAAGUGUUCAUUUCGUAUGCUGCCGACAUCUGGAAUAUCAGCCAUCGAAAUUGGACCAUAAACACCCACCAGAGAACCUGUUCUCGCCCAGGCAAUUUUGGUAACGACAGAAUUGUCGACACCUACAGCCCGCUGUUCAACCGCGUCGCAAGAAUCUUCCAAGGCUUUGAGACACGACCGAACUUGCUUGUGUUCCAACCGCCAUCGAGACACCUCCAGGUUGAGAUCAAACGGUUGCAGCUCUUGUUCCAUGUCAACCAACGCCAACUUCUCGAGUCACCCCAGCUGGGAUCCGAGAUCGACCUAGACCAGGACGUUGGGACCUGGUAUGGCCUCGAGAGCAAGUUGGUUUUUCGAAACCCCCGUGACCCGCAACAGAGAAGCAUUCUGGUGCCUAUGGGACCUCUGGAAACAAAGCGAGAAAGAGACAACUUGGUCGUGCGUAUCACUCCCAAUGGCGACUACGCAAAGUUUGUCAUCAACAAGCACUUGGGGCGCAUCGAGUCCACUCCUGAGCAGCUGCUUCUGUACAUGAAAGCGCAACUCCAUGCAUACACGUCAUCCAUCUUUCCUGAUCCGUUGACAGGACGAACUGGCACCGAGGAGGCCUUGCAGUGGCUAUCUUCUGGAGCCUGCCAGCCCUGGUCGCCCUUGCGUGUCGGUUCGACGAAAGUUCUCGCCAGGAUCGCUCAGCUGACUCCAAGUCACGAGUAUUACCCAGCGGACUUGAAGGUCAUGAAGACAGAUCAUUGGACCGAAAACCUGACCGAGAGUGUGCAGCACGAGAGAUUCCGUCCACUCGUCGAGCAGAUUAUGGCCAUCUCGGCAGAGUUACAGACCUUUGCACUCCUCGAUGUGGACUCUGGCUUGCUGCCGCCCGCAGGCGACUUGCAUCUCCAUGACCGUGCCCGGCUCCGGAGACAGAUCUCAGAGCGUUCUUUUGACAAUAAAGCCGAGCAGCCGGCCAGCAUUGACCAGAAAUACUUAGCUCGAGACUGCGUCAAACCCGCGAACACCCGUCAUUCUCAGGUUCUCGAAAUUGUUCAUAUGUUGCGGACCUGGCCAAAGAACCUGACAACGACCAGCAGCUUGGCCCAGAAACUUGCUCAGAGCAACCUGAUUGGGGGCAAAGCAGAUGUCUUUGACAAGGUGUCACUCAACGACCGUCUGAGCCUUGACAUCGCACCGAGUUGGGGACCUCUGGUUCGGUCCUGUCAAGAGCAGCAGAGUGUCUUUGCCCUCAUGUUCAUGCUGGCACCUAUCUCAUACGGAUCCAAAUCUGACGUGGAGCUUGUCAGGACCCUCGCCUCAUUCUCAAUCCUGGAAGAGCUCAAGGCAAUCGAGCUUCCCCCCUGGGCUGAAUACGACAACUUCCAGCCAAACCAAGUCCCCAAGAUCGACUAUUUGGCGAAGAUGAUUGCGCCGUUCAAAAUACCUGCACCGAAACACGAUGGAGACGAAAUCCAGAUGUUUGCCAGCGCGAAGCAGCUGCGGCGAAUGAGAGAGGAAAAGGCAGCUUGGGAGCAGCGAGCGGAUGCCGAUUGCAAGUACCUGACCGACUUCUUCCUUUUGCAAUGGCCUUGUGUCGAGCCAGGCGUUAGCGAGUUGUCCAAGUCUCUUUUGGUUGACGUUCAAGGUGCUACGAGCGCUAUCCGGCCGGAGUGGAAACGCCUUUACCAGAACAUGGACCUCUCAAUGCAUCUCGACGCCGUCCAGGCUGUGCUGAACAGACACCAAUCCGACUCCAAGUACGAGCCCCCAUAUUUCAUCCCAUCGGAUGAAGUCUUCCAACAGCGUUUACGCGGCGGAGAAGUGCCUUCUUUGCGAUUUGACCUGUUGAAGAAGAGCUUCGACGCCAUCGACACCGGAACUGCGACGCAACUGCAGCCCGCUUCGGCCACAGCUCCGGCCCCUGCCGCUGCCAAGGCGGGACCGUCGUCGGCCAUAUCCCGUCACCCGGCCCACAUUCAUCAGCCCAUCAAGCUGCCGUACUCGCAAACCCGGAGCUCCGGCACAAACGUUCUUGCGCCCAGCUGGAUGUCCUCCAAAACGGCGCUGGUUCCCUCUAACGCUGCAGCCGCCGAGCUGAAGCAGAUCGUGUCGGAACUUGCAAAUUCCAAGUCGAUGGUGCGCCAGAAGUACGGAGAAGACUUGCAACGAAGCCUGGAGGCCUUUGUCGCACGCAAGACUCCCAAGGGCCCAAGCCGCAAUCACUCGCCAGCCUUCGUCGCCAGAGAGAUCUCCCUCUCGAUGCUGUCAAUUGAUCGCCGCUUCCAGACCAUCCAAAGGGGACUUGAGAUGGCGGACGAGCAGAUUUCGGCCCGGCGGGUUCGUUUGCUCAAGGCAGGGCAGCUUUGGCCGGCGGUGACAACGGUCACCCUACUUGAGCAGCUUCGAUCAACAGAGACUUCAGUGCUGUUUGGUAAAUGUGUCCGGGAACAUUUGAUUGACUUCGGCCUCGCCAUCACAAGCACGCAGCGAGAUUUGCGCAUCAACCACGCCGUCAUGCGCGGCGACGCUGGCAGAUACUUGGAGGAAAUGGCGAACCAAGGGCACUCCAACUGGAAUCCAUCUGUGCAUCCCGACUGGCUACUUCUCGAGAUUGAGGCAAACCUGAUGAUUCGGCCCGAUCAGGUUGACGUGGCGCUUGCUACCAUUUCUCCCGCCUCUGGGGCCAACUCCGUUCUGCAGAUGAACAUGGGACAAGGUAAAACUUCUUGCAUCAUCCCCAUGGUAGCGGCCUCCCUUGCGAACCGUCAGAACUUGGUUCGAGUCGUCGUUCCGAAGGCCCUCUUGCUGCAAACGGCUGAGCUUCUCCAAGCAAGACUCGGCGGCCUACUUGAUCGACAAGUCCGCCACAUCCCGUUUUCUCGCCGAACGCCCACGCAAGAGAAUGUCAUUCGAGCGUACCACAGAGUCCAUCGCACGAUGAUGAAGCAGGCAGGCGUCAUGGUCUGCCAACCGGAACACAACCUGUCCUUCAUGCUGAGCGGCUUGCAGCGUCUUCUCGAUGAUCGAAUGCCUGAAGCGGGACCCAUGAUCAACGUCCAAUCCUGGCUGCGCUCGCGUUGCCGCGACAUCCUGGACGAGUCCGACUACACUUUGGCCGUACGCACUCAGCUCAUCUACCCUUCCGGCUCUCAGAUGACUGUUGAUGGACACCCUCACCGUUGGCAGGUUGCCCAAGGCCUUUUGGUUCUCAUCGACCACCAUUGCCACAACCUGGCUUACAUGUUCCCUCACUCAAUCGAGGUGGUGAGACGGCCCAGCGGCGGCUUUCCGCUCUUAUUCUUCCUGCGAUCGGAUGUAGAGGAGGAACUUGUCCGACGCCUCACCGCAGACAUACUUGGAGGAGAAAAGGGGAUUCUCCCCAUGCAGAACCUCGAGCCCGCCGAGCGUCUUGCCGUUAGGGACUUCCUUGUCAACGAAAGACCACGCGAUGCUACCCUGCAACGCAUUCGACAUCUUUGCCCCGACCGGCCCAGCGUGAGACAGACUGUCUACCUGCUCCGGGGUGUGCUGGUGAACCGCAUCCUGAUGAUGACGCUGAAGAAGAGAUGGAACGUACAGUACGGUCUACACCCGCUCAGGGAUCCAAUUGCGGUUCCUUACCAUGCAAAGGGUGUCCCUAGCGAGCAGUCAGAAUGGGGACAUCCCGACGUCGCGAUCCUGUUUACCUGUCUGGCCUUUUACUACGACGGAAUCAGCGUCGCCCAGCUUACCCAGUCGCUCGAGCAUUUGUUCAAGUCGGACGACCCCUCAUCCGAGUAUGAAAGUUGGGCUAGGACCAGCCAAGACUUUCCUGAGUCUCUCCGAGCUUGGAACUCGAUCAAUGUCGACGACAGUCUGCAGCUUGCCGAGAUUUGGAAGUCUCUUCGAUACAACGUCAUGGCCAUCGACUACUUCAUGAACAACUUUGUCUUCCCGCAGCACGCGAAGCAGUUCAAGAUCAAGCUUCAAUCCAAUGGCUGGGACAUUCCGCUCUUCUCCGUUGGUGGGGACGAUCAGUCGGCCGGUAGCAAGGGUGGUGGUCAAGUUCCUGGUAGCAGCGGCUGUUCAUCCUCGCCUGCGCUGACAACUGGAUUCAGUGGCACCAACGAUAACCGGACCAUGCUGCCCUUGACCAUCAAGCAAGAAGACCUCAGUGGACUUUCACACACCAACGCCGAGGUUCUGACAUACCUUCUCCACGAACGAUCCCGCGAGUGCCACAAAAUCGUUGGCUUCCGUGGCGCGAGAGCAUCCGAGUCAGACCUGUUGCAUGAGCUCAAGAGACGCGACAUCAAGAUCCUCAUUGACGCGGGGGCUCAGAUCUUGGAAAUGGACAACGAGGCUCUAGUAAGGCAGUGGUUGAUCGUGGACCAUUCGGCCCCCGCAGCCGUGUUCUUUGACAAAGGCAACAAGCCAAUAGUUAUCCAGAGAAUGGGAAGAAAGACGCCCCUUCUAGCCUCGCCGUUCGCGGACGAUCUGAGCAAAUGUUUGGUGUACUUGGACGAGGCUCAUACCAGAGGAACCGAUCUGAAGUUCCCUCCAACAGCUCGAGGCGCUCUCACACUCGGGCUGGGACAAAGCAAAGACCACACGGUUCAGGCCGCGAUGCGACUCAGACAGCUGGGCACGACCCAAUCUGUUACCUUCUUUGCUCCUCCCGAAGUCUACCAGAGCAUUAUUGACCUUCAGAUGAAGCCACUCGGGGCCCAGGUCGACUCGCGUGAUGUAAUCUCGUGGCUGCUCGACAACACGUGUGAGGGAAUCGAACAGCUUCAGCCCCUUUACUACUCGCAGGGCAUCGACUUUUGCCGACGGAUGCAAGCCGCGAUCGACAACCCAGACUUCAUCAAGGACAGCUACCAGCGAGACAACUUCAUCGCCACCGUGAAGCAGGAUGAGCAAUACAGCCUUCAACAGCUCUACGAGCCCAAACGCAAGAUAAAAGGCACGGGCGAGCUUCGAUCAGGCUCGGACAGCAAGAUCAGGGCCUUUAUCAAGGAGCUCAACACAAGACGCAAAGCCUUCCAGGACAAUGGACGGGCGGUACACGCGUCCGCGCUGCAGGAGGUCGAGCAAGAGCGCGAGGUGGCAUUCGAGGUCGAGACCGUCCGCCAGGUCAAGAGACCUCAUCACUACCCUGCACUCUCGUUUCCUGGCUUGCAUGCGGAACUCGAGUCCUUUGCCAGAACCGGUAGAAUGCCCGCCAGUGCCGUCAACUUUAUCCCUGCCACCAAGUCCAUAUCCAAAACGGCCAUCGGCAAGAAGUUCAAGGUCUCGGACAAGUCAUCGCAGAACAAGCUGUUCGUGUCCGGCGAGUUUGAGCGGACCAUUAAGCUGAGCUUUGACUUGACAAGUGACAAUUUCCUGCGCAACGUGAACUGGAUUCUGUGGAGUCCCGUCACCGAGAUCGCCUUGGUCAUUGUGCCCGAAGAGGCCGAGGUGCUUCUGUCCACCAUGCGGAAUCGCUUUUACACCGUCGCGACGAACUUGAUUGUGUACUCGGCGCCCGUCACCCGGAAGAUGCUCCACUUCAGUGACCUGAAUUUCUACAGCAUCCCGGCUCUUCCAUCGGAGUGGAGAGCGCCCGCCUGGCUGAAGAUCGAGCUGGGCCUGUACGCCGGCCGGCUGUACUUUGAAUGGCCCGAAUACGACCAGCUGUGCGACUUCCUUGGCAUUGAUCAAUCGUUGCCGAUGUUGGAAUACUUGGAGGAGAGUUCCGAUAGUGAUUCGGCAGACGUACAAAACCACAAAGAGACCAAGUCGACCUCCAUCGGUCUCACCGCCCGGCCUCUUUCUUUUGUACAGGAGUGGCUUGCGGCUCGUCGAAGAGGCCAGGACUUUGUGUCCACGCCCAUGGGGUUCAUCGCACAGGGCAAGGUUCUGCAGGAGAGCCACCCUUUUUUCCGCCAGGCCAAGACGGCAAAGUGCGAUCUCCUCUUCGCACCGACUCACAACACGGCGAAUGACCAGGCGAACGAAGAUGAGUAUGCGGUUGCAGACUACGGCGUCGACGACAUGGGCGCCAACGAGGAGGCCGACAGCGAUGCCCACGAGGACGAGAUUGAGUACAACGAUUCCGAGUACGAUGAUUCCGAGUAUGAUAAUUCGGACACGAACAACUUGAGUGAGGAGGAGUAG